This is a messenger RNA of Entrophospora candida, 133 nucleotides long. The record is from the annotation of a GenBank genome assembly. Lineage: Eukaryota; Fungi; Glomeromycota; Glomeromycetes; Entrophosporales; Entrophosporaceae.
AUGAUUGGUAGCAAUGAAUAUAAAAACAAUACAACAUCAAAUAAAUGUCAAUUUUUAAAAAUUAAUUCAAUAAGUCUAACGCAUGAUUCAACGAUUGUUAAUUUAUGUAUAUCAGCAGCUUUUGUUGCUAGAG